AUGCAAAGUAAGCUCAAGAGUGCAGCCCGAAACAAGGCGGUAUUCAUGCCUAAAUUUGUAGGUCGUACGCAGGUCACCGAUAGUGACCUUUUUCUUCCCGUACAUUCCCGAGUGGCUUUAGACCUGAGCCAAUCCUCGGCCUUGGUCAAGUUCCACCUGCAUAGCAUCGAAAACGCUGCGCAGGAUACCUAA
Clonostachys rhizophaga is the source of this 192-nucleotide messenger RNA. Lineage: Eukaryota; Fungi; Ascomycota; Sordariomycetes; Hypocreales; Bionectriaceae. The record is from the annotation of a GenBank genome assembly.